AUGGCUUCCAAAAAGCACGCUAGAAGAAAAAAUAUUCAAUACAGUGACCCGGGAAAAAUAUUAGAGUUAGUAAUGAAUUUGAAUGACGACAAUUGCGCGCAGUUGCAAAUUAAAAUCAACUUGUAUUUGAAAGAGGAAUGCGAGGCAGAGACUGCAUUCUUAAUCGUCGUGCAUGAUGAAGAGGCCUCCAUUGAAAGCAUCGGUAUUACAGCUUUGCCAAGAAGACACAGGAUUUGCCUAACACCAAAACUCUACGAGGUUUUGAAAUCGACCAGUGAACAGACUGAUUUGAUAAUGAACUUCGGAUCAGAUUUCCAAGAUAUUGUAUCGCCAUUCGUUUCAAAGGAUGUCAAAAAACGUGUACUGAUGUUGUCUAUUGUGGAUAAACCGCUAUCGGUUAUCGUGUGUGUGGUGGCGCCAAAAGUUCUAGAAGAGAACGCCGCUCAUCUUAUAUACGAAUGUUUUUUGUUCGCUUGGCCAGUGUUAAAGAAAACAAUACAACUGGAAUAUGAAUGCACGCUGAAGCAGAAAUGUCAACAAUUAUUGCGCGUUGCCCGGAGACUGUUCACCCAGGUAGCGUCCCUGGAAACCUUGCUACAAAUAGCGAUGGAACAAGCCAAGCUCUUGACGAAAGCGGAAUAUUGUUCUGUCAUGCUGGUUGAUUUAGACCGUAUGGAACUUGUGAAGAGCAGUCGCCAAACACUAACUGAUGAUCCGGUGCCAGAGAAUCGGUUCUCCAUGCACAUUGGCAUAGCGGGUCAAGUGAUUAGGACUGGCAAUCUGAUCAACUGUAAAAAUGCCAAAGAGCAUCCCGCUUACAACCCCGUCAUCGAUUCGUCACCUGGCGUUGAUUGCAAGGCCAUCUUAUGUUUCCCAAUUCGUGAGCAGACCGGUAUCAUAGGCGUGGGGCAGUUGAUUAAUAAGGUUGGCGACCCAUACUUCGAUGCCAUGGAUGAGGAGAUGGCUCUAGCCUUCAGCAUAUACUGUGGCGUUUGCAUUAUGCAUUCAGUUAUUUACCAGAAGAUACAGGAAGCGCAUAUCAGAAAUGCUUUGGCAAAUGAAUUGGUCAUGUAUCAUAUGAAGGUCGGCGACUCGGAGGUAUCCCGCGUUUUGGAAUGCACCGCUUCCCACAACCACCCUCAUUUCACCAGUUUGCACUUCAACAUACGAGCGUUGCCGCUUAGGGAGCUGCCGUGCUACGUGCUAAAGAUGUUCUCGGAUUUGGGAUUCGAUAAGAAAUUCAAUAUAAAGCCUAACAAGCUAGCGCGGUUCAUUUUGCACGUGAAGAAGGGAUACCGUGACGUGCCUUACCACAGUUGGUUGCACGCUUUCAACGUAGCUCAAUGGACUUAUGCCGCUAUCACAAAUUAUAAACUAGUUUCACAGGGAUAUUACACAGAUCUGCAAGCUUUGAUGUAUCUAAUAGCGGGUCUAGUUCACGACAUGGAUCAUCGCGGUACGACCAAUAGCUUUCAAAUACAAGGACAGACAACUCUAGCAGCUCUUUAUUCGAGCGAGGGAAGCGUGAUGGAGCGACACCACCUAGCGCAGGCGAUGUGCGUUCUCAACACGGAAGGUUGCGACAUCCUGGAGGCUCUCCCACGGAGAGACUACGACAGAGCCCUUAUGUUACUGCGGGACUAUAUCCUUGCUACCGAUCUUGCUAAUUAUUUCAAGAAUCUGAAUGAAUACAAAGUGAUCUCGUACGACUUCCAAAAGGGAAACCGUGUGCACAUCAGCGCCUUGCACAGCCUACUGAUGAAUGCCGCCGACCUCAGUGACCAACUCAAGGAUUGGGGCAAUGUCAAAAAGACUGCUGUAGCAGUUCUCACGGAGUUCUUCAAGCAAGGCGACGUGGAGAAAAGUCGUGGGGACUUGCCCGUCAAUAUAAUGGACCGUGAGAAAUGCUUUAUACCCGCCUUGGAGGUGCAAUUCCUUAACAUGACUUGCGUGCCUCUCUUCGAUAUUCUGGGUCGCAUGCUAUCCAAAGCCCAGCAAUGCUUGAAAAUUAUAGAAAACCAUAUAGAGAGAUGGGAAGCUGCUAAGCCUAUUUUCUCAGAGGUACCGAUAGCAGCAGGUUUAUCUGUGUUACUUAGUCCAGAAUUAGAUAACUUGAUAGAACAACAAUUGAAGGAAAAGCAACGUCUGGAGGCUGACGAAGAAGACUAAUAUAAUUAUAUAUGCAAUUGA
Messenger RNA from Pararge aegeria (speckled wood butterfly), 2190 nucleotides. RefSeq names its product cGMP-dependent 3',5'-cyclic phosphodiesterase-like. The transcript has 16 exons. Gene Ontology annotation, molecular function: 3',5'-cyclic-AMP phosphodiesterase activity; 3',5'-cyclic-GMP phosphodiesterase activity; 3',5'-cGMP-stimulated cyclic-nucleotide phosphodiesterase activity. The record is from RefSeq and is a predicted model, not a curated record. Gene Ontology annotation, biological process: negative regulation of receptor guanylyl cyclase signaling pathway; regulation of mitochondrion organization; positive regulation of gene expression. Bases 1 to 2169 code for a protein of 722 amino acids. NCBI's taxonomy places the organism in Eukaryota, Metazoa, Arthropoda, Insecta, Lepidoptera, Nymphalidae. Gene Ontology annotation, cellular component: synaptic membrane; nucleus; cytosol.